This is a messenger RNA of Lontra canadensis (Northern American river otter), 419 nucleotides long. RefSeq names its product thymosin beta 15a (gene TMSB15A). Lineage: Eukaryota; Metazoa; Chordata; Mammalia; Carnivora; Mustelidae. The coding region runs from base 88 to 225 and encodes 45 amino acids. Gene Ontology annotation, molecular function: actin monomer binding. The transcript has 3 exons. Gene Ontology annotation, cellular component: cytoplasm. Gene Ontology annotation, biological process: regulation of cell migration; actin filament organization. The record is from RefSeq and is a predicted model, not a curated record.
UUAACCUCGUCCAGUGUGUGGAGUGGCGUUGGUCCAGCCGUCCUCCUUUCAACCGUCUUCAAGCCAUCAGUCUUUCUUUUAGUCAAGAUGAGUGAUAAGUCAGACUUGUCUGAAGUGAAGAAGUUUGACAGGUCAAAACUGAAGAAAACCAAUACUGAAGAAAAAAAUACUCUCCCUUCACAGGAGACUAUCCAACAAGAGAAAGAGUGUGUUCAAACGUCAUAAAAUGGGGAUCUCCUGCCUACACCAAAUUUCAACAUUGCUUAAAUAUCUCAGUUUGGGGCUUGUUUUAUAUAAGCCUACAUGUUUGUAGAGAUUUUAGGCAUCUUCUGAUUUCUUCCCACCUGUAUCCCAGCCAAUAUUCCUUUUUAAAAAUUUUCCAUUGAUACAUACAUGCCAUCUGGAAGGUGCUGUCAAUA